Gadus chalcogrammus (walleye pollock) is the source of this 2858-nucleotide messenger RNA. RefSeq names its product low density lipoprotein receptor-related protein 11 (gene lrp11). The record is from RefSeq and is a predicted model, not a curated record. The coding region runs from base 140 to 1960 and encodes 606 amino acids. Gene Ontology annotation, molecular function: protein binding; serine-type endopeptidase inhibitor activity. The transcript has 9 exons. NCBI's taxonomy places the organism in Eukaryota, Metazoa, Chordata, Actinopteri, Gadiformes, Gadidae.
AACAACGUAAACGCCGCCAUCACCAAUCGCCCUUUACGUUACGACACUAUGGAUCCAGGGAUGUUUCGAUGAAGACACCCCACAGCCCCAUCUGAUCCGCUGUGUGUGCGUCAGUCCUGCUCGCUGCGGUAAACCCCGUAUGGAGGGGAUGCGGUCUCACCGCUGCGUAAACAUGGCUCAGCAUCAGCACCAACACCAGCAUCGGCUCUUCUACUGCGUCCUACUGCUCCUGUGUGCGGUCAGAACCAUCAGCGCCAGGGCCUCGCAGAUCUCCGACCUCAAAUCCAAGAUCACGGGCGUCGAGGAGCUGCUUGAGGAAUUCCGCAAGCAGCUCCAACAGGACCAGGCGUACUCCACCGGCAGGCAGGGCGGCGGUGGCGCGGUCGUGGACUCCUGCCUGGGCGAGUUCACCAGCGCCGACGAGCUCAUCAUCCGCGCCAAGGCCUCAAUCGAACAGGGGGCAACGUUCCUCUCGCCCGGCCCGGUGUACAACUGGAAGGACUGCCUACACGCCUGUUGCUCCGAGCCCCACUGCACCCUGGCCGUGGUGCAGGAGGACCUAGGCGAAUCCGAGGAGAGCCUCCAUUGUUAUCUGUUUAAUUGCACGUACAGGAACAAGAACGUGUGCUCGUUCACGCCGCAGCAGGGGUUCAGCACCUACAGCCGCGGGGCCAACGCGACGGUGGGGCACCCCUCACCGGCACCCCUCUCCUCCUCCGGGGGGAGUUCAGACAAGAACACCGCCGCCGCCGCAGGACCCGCGCACACCCCCACUAACGAUGACGAUCCGAAGGUGGUGGACGAGCCCCCGCGCAGUGACGCCGGGCAGGACGUGGUGAUCCAGCUGCCCACCGACUGGGCCGUGCUGGACGGGCGCGACAGCCUGGACGACUACGGGGUCAGCCGCUACGAGUGGACGCUGGUGCAGGGGGAGCCCUCCGUCAGCAUGAAGGUGAGCCACCCAGGGCUGCUGAAGAUCAGCGGACUGCAGCAGGGGGAGUACACCUUCCAGAUGACCGUCACGGACACCGGCGGCCAGAAGAGCUCAGACAACGUGUCGGUCACCGUGCUCGCCCCGGAGCGCCUCGCAGAAGUGUGCACAGGCCGCUGCUCCCACUACCAAUUCCUGUGUGACGACGGCUGCUGCAUCGACAUCGACUACGCCUGCGACGGCAAGCAGCACUGUCCAGACAACUCGGACGAGGACUUCUGCCCCAAAUUUGAAAGCAGCAGGAAGUCAGUGACCCACCCCGUGUCUGGAGGGGCCGUCAGCCACAGCGUGCCUGCAGCGUCCCAGAUAGAGGGGGCCGACUCCACACUGCGGGCGGGGCCCGAGGUCCGGAAGACGGUGGAGAGCGUCGUGCCCCACCCAGUGGCGCCUGAGCCCCGGGACCGGACCAAGGCGGCCCCCCCUCCGCCUCCUCCUCCCCCAGCUCACCAGGGCCCCAGUGUCCAGGACGCCCCCGCAGGCCAAGAUCCCUGCGCUGCCUCCCCUGUCGUCGGGCCCUGCAAAGGUACCUUCCCACGCUGGUACUAUGACCGAGAGGCAGGGGAGUGCAAACACUUCCUCUACGGCGGUUGCCAGGGAAACCAUAACAACUUUCUCCAGGAGAGUGACUGUGUCAACGAAUGCAUACAGAAAAGUCCGAUAGUGAAACCAACCACUGUGCCUACCCCGACCCCAGCAACCACCCAGAGCCACACAGAAGGAUUUAAAGAACUGAUGGCACGCGGCCACGUGGAGUUGGAAGUCCCCGUCUCCAAACCAUACCCAGCCAAGGACGGCCAUCCUGUCCCAGAGUCAGGUGCCAUCCUCCCCCUGGCUCUUGGCAUCCUCAUCACCUCCCUGCUCCUGCUUAUGAUUGGCUGCCGCCUCCGCCUUGUCCGCCACAAGCUGAAGAAGACCCGCCCCCUCACCACAGAGGAGUCCGAUUACCUCAUCAACGGCAUGUACCUUUAACCUGCUAACGGAGGGAUCGGUGUUGACAUCGCUCUUCAGUCCGACCCUGCAGAAGCUAAGAUUAGCUGCUGGAUUCAUCAUACAUACUGUAUCCCUUGAAUUGUUUGUUUGUUCAAUCAGAAAACUCUCGACCCACGUGUCCGUGAUGACAGGCUGCAUGCCCCCCCUCCCCCUUUCCCCGUGCUCAGAGCCAUACUCUAAUCUCCCCCAGGAUUGGUCAAUGCAACUUUCUGUCGGCAUAUUCCCUGAGCAGGGGUGAUGCUCAUUGGAUGAUAUCAAUGAAUGAAGAGAUUAUUCCCUGCUGUCUUGUCUCAACAAUCCUCAUAUAUAUAGAGAAAGAGAGCGAGAGAGAGAUAUACCAGUGGUUCCCAACCUUGGUCAGGCAUAUGGGGUCGCAAGAGAUUGCGAUGCAUUUAUAUUCUCUCGGGCAUUGAUAUAACCGGCAGAUGUUGCUUGGCCAAAAAAUUAGUUGUAUGGAAGCAGAUGCAUGAAAGUUAAAGUUGGGGUCACAAACACCUGGCAACGGGGUCAAAAGCCAAAAAGUUUGGGAACCACUGACAUAUAUACACAAGCUCAGCGUUUAAAUAUAUAUUUUGCAUCCUAUUUUCCUGUUUGUGUUGUUGAUGCUGUACAGAACCAUUCCUCUGCCACCGAGUGGCCCUGUUGUCCUAUUGUUUGUGUCAUGUAUGUUUUGUUCUGCUUUUAAUCAACCCUAGAAACUAAAUGAACAGAGCUUUGGAAUUAAGUAUAUUCGUAAAGUUAAUUAAUUUGUCUCCUGCAGUCAUUUAAAUCUCUAGUAUGUGCCUGAUCAUUACAGUAACAGAUAUGUUACGGACCAGAUUGUUUUUAGAUGCAUAUGUCUAUAUGGCCUCUACAUCCUGUGUCUUAUAAAGUUUAU